AUGAGGACGGCCAGAUCGCGGCCGAUCUCUACUAUGCAGUACAAACAGAAUGCGAACGGCGAUGGAGGACAACGUCGCGGUAUCAAUAUCGAGGGCAUAUUCAUGACAUAUGACAAGGCGCAAUCCUUUGAGCACAGCGUGCUGUUGUCCGAAGAAGACGAAAUCACUAAGGAGAGCUUUGCCGAAUAUGAUAAGGCGGGUGAUAACAAGAGAGACUGUGGAUUUGGCGGGAAUGUCGUUAUACAUGCAGUGGGAAUUAAUGGGGAGAAGCAUCUGAUUAGUGUCAUUAAAGGUCAGCCGAUGAAUAGUGUUGAACUGGCAGAAGCCGCAGUGCGGAUUUCUUGA
Messenger RNA from Pseudogymnoascus destructans, 345 nucleotides. RefSeq lists its product as uncharacterized. The transcript has a single exon. Lineage: Eukaryota; Fungi; Ascomycota; Leotiomycetes; Thelebolales; Thelebolaceae. The record is from RefSeq and is a predicted model, not a curated record. The coding region runs from base 1 to 345 and encodes 114 amino acids.